CAGGUCCGAUUUGCGCUCUCUUCGGUCACCUCCUGGCGGUCUAUUGAUGGGGACUUCGACUAUGUCCAAUUCUGGCGGACAAUUGUUGACUUCUUCGAAAGGCCCCCCGGUCGAGAAGCUCGGCGCAGGAUAGACAGGCUCUUGGAGUGGUGA
Suillus clintonianus is the source of this 153-nucleotide messenger RNA. RefSeq lists its product as uncharacterized. The annotation marks the transcript as partial. The transcript has a single exon. Lineage: Eukaryota; Fungi; Basidiomycota; Agaricomycetes; Boletales; Suillaceae. The record is from RefSeq and is a predicted model, not a curated record.